Molecule: messenger RNA, 954 nt
Organism: Wallemia mellicola CBS 633.66
Lineage: Eukaryota; Fungi; Basidiomycota; Wallemiomycetes; Wallemiales; Wallemiaceae
Exons: 3
Coding region: 1-195 (64 amino acids)
Source: RefSeq, a predicted model, not a curated record
AUGGAUUUGAAUUUUAACUGUGGAAUGCGUCGCGGAGUUAUGCCAAAAUCAACAAAGCUCAAUCCUUUCUUCAACGCUUACCAACAGAAGCAACAAAAGCAACCUCAAAAAAGGAAAGGCUUUGACAUUAUCUGUAACAACAUGCCAAAGGAAUUCUCCCUUAAUUUGACCCAAGAGGAACUUGCAAGAAGAUAAACGUCAAUCAUUACUAAACUUAUUGCAUAGGCCUUUCGCGCAUUACUAUACUCCAAUUGCAUUUUAAAGUCAUUGUAUCACUGUAAUUCUUACUCAAACUAAAGAACAACAAAAAUGGAAAUAUCUAAUCUUAUGUCUUUAAACUGAUAUGCUGAUGGCGACAUUAACGAAUGAUAUGUGGUCUAUUUGUGAUUAUAUAGAGGAUGAUAGAUUUCACGAUAGAAGUGACGCAAGGUCCCAUAAACCAUGCAAGACCACAAGAGCAUUUAAACCAAUUACUUCCUAUCAUAUAAAACCAAUUCAUCUCGUCAAAUUGGUGAUGUUUUGAUAUUGACCAAUAGUCGAUACAAGUGCCGAGUUAUAGUCAUAUAGGCCAUAAUGAUACCCUAUAGUAUAGUAUAUAUGUAGUUACCGUAAUAAAUACCCGAUAUUCCGUACCAUCUCCUAUAAAACUGUAAACCAGUUGGAGGACAAGCAUACCCUCUGUUGGCAAAUACAGUCACAUCCAAGACUGAUAUGUUACUUCUUUAACCUAUUAUCUCACUUUCCAACUGAUUGUCAAGAUUAUAGGCGAUUUUCGAGAUGUUGCUAUGUGACAAUCAUACGAUACCAUAGGAGACAUGAAAGUAGAUACACGCCAGCUUUUAAUGAACUAUCAGCUAGCACCGUGCUCCAAGAUAUUACUGGUAAGAUGAAAUAUCAGCUGAGAAAACAUCACCGUGAAGGAGAUGAUGAAUGUGCAUGAGAUUAUUAAUAACU